Messenger RNA from Cydia strobilella, 2978 nucleotides. It is a transcript of the gene Tkz, whose product is annotated as discoidin domain-containing receptor 2-like. The record is from RefSeq and is a predicted model, not a curated record. Gene Ontology annotation, cellular component: signaling receptor complex; plasma membrane. Gene Ontology annotation, biological process: protein phosphorylation; positive regulation of neuron projection development; multicellular organism development. Bases 299 to 2908 code for a protein of 869 amino acids. The transcript has 15 exons. Lineage: Eukaryota; Metazoa; Arthropoda; Insecta; Lepidoptera; Tortricidae. Gene Ontology annotation, molecular function: collagen binding; protein tyrosine kinase collagen receptor activity; ATP binding.
AAACGCACGUAAGGCUUUAUGCUAUGGUCGAUUGAAAUUGGAUGGUGUUGUAUAUAUUUCAUUUCCGUGAAUCUUUAUUUUGAAGAUUUAUUAAUAAAAGUCUAAGUAAAAUGGUGUUUUUUGGUCGGUAAUAGCUUCCGGAAAUAUUUUAGUGCUAAAAUAACUAAGUUAUGGCUAGUGAUUCGGACUGUGUAAGGACAGAGUUAUGUUAAUGUACUCAUGUCACCGGGUUCCACCUAUGUACCUGGCCCUGGAAGACAUGCGGCGUAGGUACAGAUGGUGAAGUGAGCGCGGCGAGAUGGUGCCGUGUGUGGUAGCUGCGCUGCUUCUGGCCACGUCCGCGCGCGGCCUCGACAUAUCUCAAUGCAUCGCGCCCCUGGGCAUGCAGAGCGGGCUCAUACCGGACAAGGACCUGAGCGCCACCUCGUCGUUCAACGACGGGAACGUGGGACCACAGAAUGGAAGGUUAAAUCAAGAGAUAAAAGGAGGCGCUUGGUGUCCCAAGUCCCAGAUCACGACGGAGUCGACCGAAUGGCUGGAGAUCGACCUGCGGUCCGUACAUGUGAUCACGGGAGUGGGCACGCAGGGUCGCUUCGGCAACGGCCAGGGAGCGGAGUACGCGGAGGCCUACGUCAUCGAGUACUGGCGCCCUAAGCUUGGGAAGUGGGUGCGCUACCGUGGCUCGGACGAGAAGGAGAUAAUGCAAGGCAACACGAACACGUACUUGGAGAAGAAGAACCACCUAGACCCGCCGAUAUGGGCUCAGAGGAUCCGCGUCAUACCCUACAGCUUCCACCGGCGUACCGUCUGCAUGCGGGUCGAGCUCUACGGCUGUUACUGGAGCGUCGGCAUAGUAUCAUACAACAUGGCCAAAGGCGACAAGCGCAGCAACGGCGUGGAGCUGACCGACAUGAUCUACGACGGCACGUGGGGCGACGAGCUGCGCGGCGGGCUCGGCCAGCUGGUCGACGGCAAGUUCGGCGGCGACGAGAUCCGCGAGGCUUCGCAAAACUCCGCAUGGGUCGGCUGGAGGAACGACACCCGGCCCAACCCGCCCGCCAUCGUGUUCGAGUUCGACAAAGUGCGCGAGUUCAGCGCCGUGCAUCUUUAUUGUAACAACAAGUUCAUGAGGGAGGUUCAGGUGUUUUCGGAGGCGAUCAUAUCGUUCUCGAUCGGCGGCCACCACUUUCAAGACGAGCCCAUCCGCUACACGAACAUCGAAGACAACAUUUUCGAAAGUUCCCGUAACGUAAGCAUCAAACUACACCACCGCAUCGGGAAGUGGGUCCGCGUCGAGCUGCGGUUCUCGUCGCGAUGGAUCCUGAUCAGCGAGGUCGUCUUUGAUUCAGACGUCGCUCAAGGCAACCACACUCCCGAGAGCCAAAAACCAUCGGGCGGCAAGGAGAAAACCAAACUCAUACCGAGCAACCCCCAGGUCCCCAUAUCGACCGCCCGUCAGGAGGACCCGCUCUACAUGGCCAUUGUCGUGGGGGUGCUCACGGCGCUAGUGAUACUCCUCGCCGUCGCCGUGUUCCUCAUAAUACACAGGCACAGACACAGAAAGUGCUUCGCGUCCCCUUUGGCGAAGAGCACGGUCUCCCAGAAGAGGGAAGACAGCUAUAGUCGCUGCGGAACCUCGUCCCAUGUGUCGAUGUUGCCGGCGAAUAAGAUGAAUAUAGACUGCGCGUUAGAUGUUAAGUCCGACGAGUACCAGGAGCCCUAUCAGGCUCUGAAGUGCGCGCCAUAUUUUAGUUAUAGCACCGUGUUGCUAGAGAUGAAAGACUUUGUUAAGGAUUCUAACACAGCUUUAUCAGAUAGCUCAAACUACGACUACGCAGUGCCGGAGCUGAGCUCAGCGCCGCUGCUGACGAAGCGUCGGCUCGGCGACAGCCUGUCGGACCGCGCCACCGAGAUCAUGGGCGAGCGGCUCGACCUCGAACUGGACGCGCGCCUGUCCGCGGCCGGCUCCGUCCGCUCCAAGCACAGCGCAAGGUCGGCGAGCCAACAUGAGGUGUUCAUAGACAUGAAGCGGAGACUGGAGACGACCAACGUGAUAGAAUUCCCGCGACAUCGGUUGCGUAUGAUCUCUAAACUGGCAGAGGGCGCUUUUGGCACGGUGUACGUGGCCGAGGCGGACGGCGUACCUGAAUACAACGGCACCAUAACCCCCGAGAGGCGGCUGGUCGCCGUCAAAUUCCUGAGCCACGACGCGUCCGCUAAGGAGAGGUAUAUCAUGGAAGAGUUCGAGCGCGACGUCCGCAUCCUCGCAGCCCUAUCAUCGCCGCACCUAGCCCGGGUACUGGGCGCCUGUCGCUCGCCACCUCUCGCCGUGGUACUGGAAUACUUGGAGCUGGGCGACCUGUGUGCCUUCCUGAGGGCAGCACCCCCUCCUCCUAGUGCCCUGUUACAUAUAGCCACUCAGAUCGCUACCGGGAUGCAGUAUUUGGAGUCGCUCAACUUUGUCCACCGCGACUUGGCGGCCAGGAACAUCCUUGUCGGCAAAGGGUACCAAGUCAAGAUCAGCGAUUUUGGCACCGACAACGAGGUUUACGCCUGUGACUAUUAUAAGGUGGACGGUCGUAUACCUCUGCCGCUGCGCUGGGCGGCGUGGGAGUCCGUUUUACUGGGAAAGUACACGACCAAGAGCGACGUGUGGGCGUUCGCGGUCACCCUCCACGAGAUCUUCACCCUCUGCCGCCGCCGGCCCUACGAGCACCUCACUGAGAACGAGGUCCUGGAGAACCUCUCGCACCUGCAACUAGGCGACAGUAUGUUCGAGGUGCUGGCGCGACCAGCCGGCUGCCCGCGCGACCUGUACGACGUGAUGCGCGCGUGCUGGCGUCGCGACGAGCUCGCCCGCCCCUCCUUCGCCGACCUACACCUGCUGCUGCAGCGCACGGCCGCGUGAUACAUGUUUUAGCGGCCCGACCUCGCAACGUCGGCCAACAACUCCGUUUUUGGUGUAAUCUAAAAUAAAU